AUGCCGCUUAAGAAGGGAAGGCUUGGGAAAAAGAAAUACUGAGGAAGAGCAGGCAGAAAAUUCAGCAUGACAGAAGCAUUCACAGAAACGACAGCUGAAUACGCUUAUGAUGAACAUGCUUUUUCCUGCAAUAAGACUGACAUCCAAGAAUUUGGGAAAAUAUUUCUGCCAGUAUUUUACAUUGCAGUGUUUGCUCUUGGCCUCACAGGGAAUCUAAUGGUGGGUUUUGCCAUUGUGAAAGAAGGCAGUAAAAAAAGCAUCACUGACAUCUAUCUCCUGAACUUGGCUAUCUCGGACCUUCUCUUCGUGAUCUCCCUCCCCUUCUGGGCCUCCAACAUGGUGCGUGGAUGGACCCUCGGGACUAUUCCAUGCACAGCUGUUUCCUCGCUGUAUUACAUCGGUUUCUUUGGGGGCAUGUUCUUCAUCACUGUUAUCAGUGUCGACAGAUACUUGGCCAUUGUCCGGGCAACAUAUUCUCUGAAAUGCAGAACGGUGAAACAUGGCUUUCUUGUAACCUGCGGAGUAUGGGCAAUAGCGGUUUUAGUUUCAGUGCCACAUUUUGUGUUCUCCCAGCUGGUAGAAAACGACUGCAUUCCUGUCUUCCCCCAGGAGCUGGAGAACAUCUGGCCGGUGUUCUGCAAUGUGGAGCUGAACACCAUCGGUUUUUUCAUCCCAGUCUGUAUCAUAUGCUAUUGCUACUGUGGGAUCAUCAAAACCCUGCUGUCCUGCAAAAAUCAGAAAAAAACACGAGCUGUAAAACUGAUCUUGGUUGUGGUGGUCGUGUUUUUUCUGUUUUGGUCCCCCUACAAUGUACUGAUUUUUCUAGAGACUUUAAAGCACUAUGAGUUAUUCACAAGUUGCAACCAAAUUAAAUCAUUGGACUAUGCAAUGCAUCUGACCGAAACCAUUGCAUUCAGUCACUGUUGUCUCAAUCCUCUUAUCUAUGCCUUUGCUGGGGAAAAAUUCAGGAAAUACCUUUAUCGUGUCUGCUUAAAGUACUGUCCAUUCCUGUGUUUCUGUGGCCCCUGCAGUCGCUACCAGGUCACCUAUUCAGCUAGCUAUGCAGAAAGCGUCAUGAACAGCAACGUAACCCUGAACACCAGUGACCAGGAUGGCUCUGUCUUCGUCUAA
Aptenodytes forsteri (emperor penguin) is the source of this 1131-nucleotide messenger RNA. RefSeq names its product C-X3-C motif chemokine receptor 1 (gene CX3CR1). The record is from RefSeq and is a predicted model, not a curated record. NCBI's taxonomy places the organism in Eukaryota, Metazoa, Chordata, Aves, Sphenisciformes, Spheniscidae. Gene Ontology annotation, molecular function: chemokine receptor activity. Gene Ontology annotation, cellular component: membrane. The transcript has 2 exons. Gene Ontology annotation, biological process: immune response; G protein-coupled receptor signaling pathway; chemotaxis.